Messenger RNA from Anarrhichthys ocellatus (wolf-eel), 3652 nucleotides. It is a transcript of the gene cited1, whose product is annotated as Cbp/p300-interacting transactivator, with Glu/Asp-rich carboxy-terminal domain, 1. The coding region runs from base 219 to 785 and encodes 188 amino acids. Gene Ontology annotation, cellular component: nucleus. Lineage: Eukaryota; Metazoa; Chordata; Actinopteri; Perciformes; Anarhichadidae. Gene Ontology annotation, molecular function: transcription coactivator activity. The record is from RefSeq and is a predicted model, not a curated record. Gene Ontology annotation, biological process: regulation of DNA-templated transcription. The transcript has 2 exons.
GGAGAGCGCGAGGCACUGAGCGCUCCUCAUUCAGUAAGGAGCUCAUUGAGGAGCUGACUAACCCUCCAGAGUCUCUGCAGUUCAGCCUCUGAAGAACACUUUCACUUUUUAAAUCUCCACAACAAAUCUCUGUGGACUCUCCGGACUGUUACUGGACUCCUCCGGGCUGCACCGGGCUUGUUUUUAUCCUCCUCGCAGGUUCUGGUGUUUUCCUGGUGAUGACCUCCCUGCUGUUCCCUGGCAACCCCCACGCUGCGAUGAAGGACCUCUCCUCCUCCUCUCCGCUCAGCUCCCUGCUCCACUACCCGUCCUCCAAGACCUCCGUCGCGCCGUUCUCCCCGUCCGCCGGCGCCGCCUCGCCGCCCGGGUCGUCUCUGUCGUCGGCCCCGCUCACCAAACCCCAGCCCUUCUGCCUACAGACGGGGCCCCACCUCAUCGCCAGCAUGCAGCUGCAGAAGCUCAACUCGCACUACCAGAACCUCGCCGGGGCCUCGGCGGGACACCCGGCGCCUGGCGGCGCUCAGCGGGGCUUCGGGGCCUCGCCUCUGGGCGCGGGGAACCAGCUCCUCGGGGCGUCCGGAGGCCUCGGUGGAGGCGGGAUGGGCGUCGGCAUGGGGAACCAAAGCUCCGCCGCCGGCGGAAUUAUCGACUUUGACCCCGUGGACGAGGAGGUCCUCAUGUCGCUGGUGGUGGAGCUCGGUUUGGACCGAGCCAACGAACUGCCCGAGCUCUGGCUGGGUCAGAACGAGUUCGAUUUCAUGUCGGACGUGCCGGCCGGUUGCUGACCUACGAGAACGACAGAAACUACCGAGACGCAGCGCGGAUUGUUUGACAAAGAGAUUGUCUCUCCUCUGUUUGGUUCUCUCUCCUCCCUUUCUUUCUUUGAUCAAAUGAGGAAACUGAAGAGACGCUGACCGACAAACAGAAAAGUAAAAGAAGGCUUAAAGAAAGAAAGCAAACUGUUUUUCGGUCCAUUCAGUCGUGAAUUUGUCUCUUCCAGGAUGAAACUGGUGGUUGAAAACCAACCUGGUGGGAUAAAGAAGUCUCAUCGCACACAUUCUGUUAUUUUUCCAUUUAAAUGAUUCUUUUCGUUGGUAAAACAAGGUGAUCGGCGGACGCUUGGAGACCUUUCAGAACACCAAACAGAAGCGAUGACUUCGGCACACCUGUUGGACUUUCCUUAGCGUUCUUCUCUCUCGAUCAACUUUAGGAAAAUGAGGACUUCAUGGGGAGAUUCGUGAAGGAUGACAAACACCACGUUUCCUGUUUUCUUCAUGCACAAUAUCAGACUCUGGUCUCACGGGAAACAGACUCCCGUCUCUCGCCUUCACAAAGAAACCGAUUGUCUGAGAACUGGUUAUCUCAAUGUUCUUCUCUUUUCUUUCCUUUUUGUGUGUUUGAAUUCAGUUCAACCAGUCGUAUUCACAGGACACGUUAUUUAAGACAGUGACUGAUAUGCAUCUGGACGUCUGGACAAGGAGCGCUUCUGUAAGCGCGUCUCUGAGCGUAAUGAAUUUGAUCAAAGGGGGGCGUGGAGUCGGAGCACGGGACCUGAAUGGAGGAGACUGUUUCCCGCUCCGGAGCACAGCCACAUUAAAACGACGCAGGCCUUCUGUUGGGUCAUGUGAGUCGCUGAUACAUGUUUUGUUUUCUGUAAAAGACAAACACUGACCCGGGUUGGUGUCAGUGAUCCUUGAUGGCACUUCUUCCUACAUGGAGGUUACGAGGUUGUUGACUUCCAAGACGAGAUAAAUUCACCUGCCUUUUGAUUCUCCUGUUUUACCACUUUAGAUGUUUGUGUCAAAACGAGUUUGUCCAGCCUCAAAAGAUCCUAUUGUCACCACACUUCCCCAUCAUUUGACCUGGAGGCACACAACACACACACACACACACACACACACUGUGGUUUUGCUUUCUGCAGAGCUUUCAGAUGCUAUUACUGCUCGCGGCUAACAUGUUAGCAUCAUUAGCUACCAGUUUCUGUUCGUCCUUACUUCCUUACUGCGUCUCUACUGCGUCUCUACUGCGUCUCUACUGUGUCUCGUAGGUAAAGUCAACUCUCCACCUACCAGGCGUCGUGUCCCCGGGGUUUAAAUUGACACCCACCCCUCCACCUCUCGCCCACCUAUAGGAGCUGCACCGUGCUGGCUCCUCCUGUGGAUGGUUGCAUGCCAGCAUGGGGGCUCUGACCUGUAUAUCUGUUGUGGUAAGAAGAGACGGGGGCUCGAACCGUGCGACGGCAACAAAGGCCUUUCACCUCAACCUGCCGUGUCUGUCAUCCUGGGCAUUGUGGGUCUCCUCUUGGACCACGCACACAUGAAAUAACACACCUGCAUACAUAUACUCUAUAUAUAUAUAUAUAUAUAUAUACGUACACACACCAAACUAUAGCGGCGGGCUAUACAAAGGCCUCGAAAAUAAACCCCUGCCACACACACACACACACACACAGGAGCGUUGGGGAUGGUGUUACAGCAUGGAAACGGGAGAAGCAGCCGUGAAACCGGCACUUGUUCAGUUACACACAGACUUCACGGGUUAUUGGGGCUGUUUGAAAAGAGAUAAGAGCGUCUGCAGGUCUGGAGAUGGAAGUGUGUGUGAGGGGGAAACUCUGAGCAGCAGGAAGACCACAUGGCGGUGGGAAAACAACGCGCCGUGCCUUGUUCAUUUAUUUAGAUACAGACGGGUCAGCUUACACACAGUUCCUCAACAAGCCGGCUAUUUUGUCUGCACACACACACGCUGCCUAAUGACAGUUGUUGAUGUCGAUUGGAGUCUCGGUUACUGUAAUUCAACUUCCUUUUUCUUUCCUAAAUGAAACGCGAGAAGCAGUGAUUGAUGAGUAAUUUGACAGAAUUCUCUACUUUAAAAAAAGGGAUUUAGCAGGAAAUUUACCACUUUACUGAGAGACGCUUCUCAUCGCCCCCAAAUCCAAAAGACAGACGCACUGAUUCUGGUUUUCCGGCCCGUCUCGUCGACUAAGCGGGUCAAAAUAACAUUCUUCAAAUUACAGAAAGUCUCGUGUUUGUUUCCAUCUGCUCAACAUUGUUUUAAAGUUCCUCGUGUGUGUGUGUGUGUCUUGUUUCGUGGUCCAGCCUUGAUCCCAGCUGAGUGAAUGUUAUUGUUGCUGUAUGGAGCACCCCCCACCCUCCUCCUCCUCCUCCUCCUCCUCCUCUGAGAAGUUGCCUGGUCGAGAUGUUUGAAUCAUCUGGGGUUUCAUUUCCUCUUCUCCUUCACGCCCGAUAUUGCAGAUUAACCCCGGCAGAGACCUUUUGAACCAAAAUAUACCUCACAGCUAUCUGGUGUCUGAUGACUAAAACUGAGCUCCAUGCAAAAAUAUUCCUCUUUUCCGCUUUCAAUUUAGCUUCGAAAUACCACAGGCCAUCGACAAAAUAUCAGUAAAAAAGACGUGUACCGACCAGGAAGAGACUCAAAAUGAUGGCAAAGAAUCAUCAGAACAGCUAAGAGACACAAAAAUACUUCAAAGAGACCAAAACAGCUAAAAAGAGACACAAAGGAGCUCACAACGACUGUGAAAAUUGGUAUAACAACCUUGGAGAGACACAACAUUGCUAUAAAUUUACACAAAAUAAACACAAAGACACCAAAACAACUGAAAAGAGACGCCAAACAACGACAAAAAGACCAAAAC